CUAUACCACUUGUCUAGGAAGCUGUCCGUUCGGGAUUUAUUCUUUUGCAUUCCUUGUCCGGUCGGAGGGUCGGCAUGCGAUGGCCGCCGCGCCCUGUGGGGAGAGAGGCGCUGUGGGAAGCAGUGGGGCAGGCGGGAGGAGAGGGAGCAGCAGGAGGAGCGGGACAGGGCGCAGUCGCAGCAGGAGGAGCGGAACAGGGCGCAGCAGCAGCUGGACUCGCGUCCCCAACCUGUGCGAUGCAACGUCGAGCAGAAGCGCAUCCUGACGACGAACGACGGGUACGUGAUUAUCCCCAUAGUGUGUGAUUGGUUAAAAAAGAUUUUCGAGAACUUUCGAUUUUUAAUUAAAAAUGACAGCUUCGCAUCGUGCAGGAAGCACAGCCAUGGUGGAAGGGAGAAGAAGUCCUCCAGAAGGCACUUGCGCAAGCGUUCGGCGGUUAAGAAGGAGGAUGGCCACUUCAUCGGUGCAAAGGAUAAGAGGCACCGGGUCGAAGUAGAACAGUCCGAGGAGCUGCCAUUAACGAUACACUGUCAGGGGAAAAACGCUACAGGGGUGAGAAGUCCCGUUGUGGGGGAGGAAUGCCCCACGGUAUGCCCCACGACAUGUCCAAGUAGGGACACUCCUCUAGCGCUACAUAACGGUGAUGAACCAGUGCUGCAUUCGUGUGUAAGACAGACCAGAGGACGGUGCAGUGUGAGCAGUGUUAGUACCUCCGCCAGCAGCGGGGAAUGGGGGCCGUGUAGCGAGGUUGCGCAAGUGGGUGAUAACUCUCCUGCGAUGAACCCCGCGGUUUGUGAAAAGGGGGACCCAGCACGCAGCACUCGAAGCAGUCGAAGCAGUCGAAGCAGGCGAAGCAAUCGAAGCAAUCGAAGCAAUCGAAGCAAUCGAAGCAGUCUCAGCAAUCUCAGCAGUCGCAGCUGUCGGGCCAAUCAGAUAAAGUACCGGUACAACAACGCCAAGGUGCGCUUGCUCGAGUUCCGCAUAAAGAACUGCAACCAUAUUUCCCUCGCCUCCAAUCGCAAGGACCAGGGCGUGCAAAACGAAAUUGCCCACAUGUACAGAGACAUGAAGUACUACUUCUCCAACUGCUCGUGGGACAUGGUGAUGUUCGAGUGCGUGGAAGGGGGAGGCAACACGCACGUGGGCGGGGGUGCCACGGAGAUCGGAAAUGGGAACGCAAGUGAACGCGCCCCAGGUGGUAACACCCUCUUGAAUGAAAUUUUCCGGUUCCGAAAUUUCGCCAUCUCGUGA
Messenger RNA from Plasmodium cynomolgi strain B, 1251 nucleotides. RefSeq lists its product as hypothetical. Lineage: Eukaryota; Apicomplexa; Aconoidasida; Haemosporida; Plasmodiidae. The annotation marks the transcript as partial. The record is from RefSeq and is a predicted model, not a curated record. The transcript has a single exon.